AUGAGAGGUUCGCAUCUGAAGGAAAUUCAAAUUAUAUGGCAAUGGAAAAAGUUUCAUGGAAAUUUAAUUCCAUGUUUUGAAAUACAAGCAUUAGAAAUUGGUUUGAAUAUUAAACGUACAAAUCAUCGAUAUUUAAUAUCGACUCUUACGGCAAUACUGCUUAACUUGCAUUAUCCAUUAUAUAAUGAUGUACACAAAUCUGAAUUUCUUGAUCAUUAUAAUUUAGCAUGUCUUUAUUUUCGCAGUUCAUCUGUACUCUCAAGAUUCGAAGGAUUUCCAUUGAAUUCUUAG
Rotaria sp. Silwood2 is the source of this 291-nucleotide messenger RNA. The record is from the annotation of a GenBank genome assembly. Lineage: Eukaryota; Metazoa; Rotifera; Eurotatoria; Philodinida; Philodinidae.